Castor canadensis (American beaver) is the source of this 675-nucleotide messenger RNA. The record is from RefSeq and is a predicted model, not a curated record. Lineage: Eukaryota; Metazoa; Chordata; Mammalia; Rodentia; Castoridae.
GUUUGAACCAGACGAAGACGGAACCGGAGCUGGGCGCGGGCAGUGGACGCGAUUCCACCGAGAGCCGAAGAUGGCAGUGAAUGUAUACUCGACAUCAGUCACCAGUGAUAACCUAAGUCGACAUGACAUGCUGGCCUGGAUCAAUGAGUCUCUGCAGUUGAAUCUGACAAAGAUUGAACAGUUGUGCUCAGGAGCUGCCUAUUGUCAGUUUAUGGACAUGCUAUUCCCUGGCUCCAUUGCCUUGAAGAAAGUAAAAUUCCAAGCUAAGCUAGAACACGAAUAUAUCCAGAACUUCAAAAUACUACAAGCAGGUUUUAAGAGAAUGGGUGUUGACAAAAUAAUUCCUGUGGAUAAAUUAGUAAAAGGAAAGUUUCAGGAUAAUUUUGAGUUCGUACAGUGGUUCAAGAAGUUUUUUGAUGCAAACUAUGAUGGAAAAGACUAUGACCCUGUAGCUGCCAGACAAGGUCAAGAAACUGCAGUGGCUCCCUCCCUUGUUGCUCCAGCUCUGAAUAAACCGAAGAAACCUCUCGGCUCUAGCAGUGCAGCUCCACCAAGGCCCAUUUCGACACAGAGAACUACUGCAACUCCUAAGGCUGCCCUGGGGUAGUGCGAAGAAUCCUGGUGUAGGCAAUGGGGAUGAUGAAGCAGCCCGAAUUAAUGCAGCAGGUAGGUACU